Molecule: messenger RNA, 2805 nt
Organism: Vicia villosa (hairy vetch)
Lineage: Eukaryota; Viridiplantae; Streptophyta; Magnoliopsida; Fabales; Fabaceae
Product: BEL1-like homeodomain protein 3
Exons: 5
Coding region: 236-2122 (628 amino acids)
Biological process (GO): regulation of transcription by RNA polymerase II
Molecular function (GO): RNA polymerase II cis-regulatory region sequence-specific DNA binding; DNA-binding transcription factor activity, RNA polymerase II-specific
Source: RefSeq, a predicted model, not a curated record
UUGGUACCAAAGUUUAUACUACAUUUUUCAAAUUUAUAUCUCUUGGGAUUGCCACUUGUCUCACCUUCCCCACACUCUGGAUUCUUGUCUUUCUCUCUCUCUUCUUCCUUCUUCCUAUCCUUUUUCCAUUUCCUCUCAGGUUUGAAGCAACGAGGUGUUUAUUUUAUUAAUCUUGUUGCUGGAGAUUUCAAUCUGAUUAUUCCAUUGUAAAGGGCAUUAAUCAAUCUUGUUUGCAAUGUAUCCCAACCAAGCGUUUUCGUCGGGAUCUUACGCCGAGAUGAUUUCCGGGAACACUUUGUUACCUCAUAACUAUAGUGAAUCUGUGGGAGGACAAAAUGAGUUGAAGUUUAUCGCAUCUAUGGACGACUCGAUGAAUAUGCAGUCUAUUGAUCAAGGGCAUUCGAAUGCUGCUACGAGUGAUCCAUCGUCACAAUUCGGACUCGUUGAGAGCGAGCAAAAUGUACAAUGUCAAGGGUUGUCUCUUAGGCUUGGAACAAUGAUGCCUUCCUUUCAAUAUCAGUAUCCCGGCAACGGUUUCACGUCGCUAAUGAAUGCUCAGAUUUCAAAUUUAAAAGGGUCCGGGUCUCUUAAAGACGACGAUGAUUUGAGAAAUGCGGAGUGUAUUGCGUAUCAUAAUUCUGUCAAAAGGGAGGGUUUGUAUAAUCCGCACUCAUCGAUAGGUCUUAACGAAGGUCAAUCUGAUCCGUGUUUACAUGGAUCAGCAAUUCUUCCGAACAAUGGCCUUAACGGGCACUACCUUAAGGCGGCACAGGAAUUGCUCGAUGAAAUAGUUAAUGUUCGAAAGACGUUGAAACAAACUGGAUUGGAGAACCAACAAAGUUUUCGUGAUGCUGGUUUAGACGGUUCCAAAGAUUCAGAUGGAAAAUCUACUAGCCAAUCUAUGCAAAUGUCCUCGGGUCCUAAUGGUUCUAAUGCAAACAACUCUACGACCGAGCUAUCACCAGCGGAACGACAGCAUUUGUUAGACAAGAAAACAAAACUUUUGUCCAUGCUGGAUGAGGUCGACAAAAGAUACCGACAAUACUGUCAUCAGAUGCAGAUUGUGGUAUCGUCUUUCGACAUGGUUGCUGGCUGUGGAGCAGCCGAACCAUACACAGCUCUUGCUUUGCGCACAAUUUCUCGUCACUUUCGCUGUUUGCGUGAUGCUAUAAGCGGCCAGAUUCAAGUAACUCAGAGGAGCCUCGGUGAACAAGAGGGAAUACCUCGUCUCCGGUAUGUCGAUCAGCAGCUUAGACAACAAAAAGCUCUUCAGCAGCUUGGUGUAAUGAGACAAGCUUGGAGACCUCAGAGGGGACUUCCCGAAAGCUCUGUUUCAAUACUCCGUGCAUGGCUCUUCGAGCAUUUCCUUCAUCCUUAUCCUAAGGACUCGGAGAAAAUUAUGCUGGCAAGACAAACAGGAUUGACCCGAAACCAGGUGGCGAAUUGGUUUAUUAACGCGAGGGUGCGUCUAUGGAAACCGAUGGUCGAAGAAAUGUACAAAGAAGAGUUUGGAGAUUCCGAGACAAGCAGCAAUCUUUUAUCAGAAAACACACCGAAAGCUCCAAGAGACGAAGAUCUUCGAGCGUGGGAUGAUAAAAGAGACGAGUCUCAUGACAAGUUAAUAACCAUUGAUAGCGUUCAACAACAAGGUCAAAUUGCAGGGUUGAAGCUGGAUCAUGCGUCGUCUUCCGCCACCACCGCGACAGAAUUGGAAAGAGGGAUUCAAAGUAAUGAUCAUUGGACAAAUGUGAUGGAUUCUAGAAUUGGGAAAAUGCAGGGUGACCAACAAAGGUUUAACAUGAACAAUAGUCCUUAUUCAAAUGCACCUAUCUCGAUAAACCAGAAUGGUGAAAACUGCAUAAUGGAUUCUACUCCUACUACUUAUGAUGAUUUAUCGGAGUUGAGUAACUUUGCUGUUGGUGGACAUGUCUCACUUGCGUUGGAGUUGAGGAACUCGGAAAGUGAUGGAUUUGGUUUGUCGAAUGAUGACGUCAGUAAAAGGCGUAAUCAAACAUUGGCUUCUUCGCCGGAUAACGAUUUGUUAGAUUAUCAUUUCACAGACAAUGGAAAGCAACAACACAAGUUUGGCAGUCCUCAUUUAUUACAUGAGUUCGUUGUCUGAAUUGUAAGAAGUUCGUGUUUGGAGAGCAUCACAUUCGAAUUCGGAUUGUCUACAGUUAAUAAUCUCACGCAUUCACUCAGUCAGGUCAUCGAUGAAUGUUGUAUCGAUAUCACAGAGUUCAAAUUUCAAAGCAAAUUUUGAUUUUUCUUAAAACUAUAGUAGUAAUAUUGAACUUGAAAUAUGGAUUGUCUGAUCUCAAUUCAACGACCACUGAUAUGCUGACCACGUGAAUGUCUGAGAUAGCUGACUAUAGGCAAUCUAAAUUCGUCAGAUUCCCCGUGUCAUCGCACGUCUAUCUCAAAGCUACAACCCUACAACGACUACCUUCUCGUUGUGCGUCUAUACAUCGGCCGAGUUUCCAAAUAUAUUGGAAUUUUUUUGAUGUUUUGUUAAGGGGAGUAUGGAAAAUGUGUACCUCAAAAAAGUAGAAACUAGGAAGAGAAAAACAUAUGGUGUUACAUUGUGAUAUUCGUCAUUAUUGUUGUUGUUGACAGUGAAUGAUAAAAAUGUAUGUAAAGCAUGAACCGUACAAAAUAUACACGUAGGUAUGUGUAGAUAGUACUAUGUUGUAAUAUUGUGGGGGGUGAUUGAUUGUAUGUAUUUGCAGGCAAUUUUGUAAGGACAAAGAAAGAACAUGUCUAAUGCAUCAUCAUCAUGAAUAAGGAAAGAAUCUUUGUGAAAAA